Molecule: messenger RNA, 1919 nt
Organism: Musa acuminata AAA Group (dessert banana)
Lineage: Eukaryota; Viridiplantae; Streptophyta; Magnoliopsida; Zingiberales; Musaceae
Product: microtubule-destabilizing protein 60-like
Exons: 8
Coding region: 97-1338 (413 amino acids)
Biological process (GO): regulation of mitotic spindle organization; activation of protein kinase activity; mitotic spindle assembly
Cellular component (GO): spindle; nuclear microtubule
Molecular function (GO): microtubule binding; protein kinase activator activity
Source: RefSeq, a predicted model, not a curated record
CCUCUCUCCUCUAAACCUUUCGUCUCCUGCUUCUUCUUCUGCUCCUCCUCCUCCGCCUUCGUUCGGUGAUUGAAUUCUGAGUGCAAAACCGCAAGAAUGGCGACCCCUGCCAAGAGAUCCCAAGCCCCGAGACGCCAAACCUCGGAAAUACCGAAGCUUUCCGAGAACCUUGAUCCCAAUCUUCUUUCCACUCCUUGCCGACGAUCGACGAAAUCUCCUGCAACCAAUUCGGUGAGGCCGAAGAAAUCAGCAUCCCAAACCCCGGUUCGGAUUCCGUCAUCAUCGCCUUCCCCUGCCAAAGACAACAGCUUGGUUGCUCCCAAGAGGAGUUCCGUAACUCCGCUCAAGAGCUUGGACCCCGAGAAGUGUCAUCAAGAGGUGGCUCGUCUCAAGGAGAAUACGAGUAAAAGCGAACCAUUGGCGGUGGAAGAUAUGGAGGUUACAGAUUCGAGAGCGAGGGCGAUGAAGCAAUUGCUGCUGGAGGAGGCCAUGAGCGGUCUACCGGAGUCGGGGGCCGGGCGGGUGACGUACUUGGUGAAUGCAUUUGAGAGACUACUUUCCAUCUCAAAGGAGCCAAAGGGUGAAGAUGGAGGAGAAGUCAAAAGAAAGGUGAUGAAUUGGGCCUUGCCUGGCUUGCAUCAGCCACCGAAGGCUAAGGUAAGCGAAAAUUCUUGCUCGCCUGUCUUGUGUUCGACAGAUUUCCCACAUAUAGAGGACUCCGAAGGAGAUUCUGCCGAGCAUUCUUCGGUGAACAAGAAGGACAAAAGAUUGAGCAAUGGGAUCAAUGGAUCGGACGAAGGGCGAAGAAAUAGACGAAAUAGCACUGGUUUCUCAGGAAGAAGCAGGAUCAAGAAGUUCAAAGUGAAAAGCCUGCAACCCUUCAAGUUAAGGACUGAGCAAAGAGGAAGGUUCAAGGAAGAGCAAUUCAUCAAGAAAGUGAACGAAAUGCUUUUGGAGGAGGAGAGGAAACGAACACCAAUUGCAAAAGGCCUUCCCUGGACUACAGAUGAACCUGAGAUUCUGAUAAAGCCUCCCAUAAAGGAGCGAACAGAACCAAUCGAACUUAUUCUUCACAGCGAUGUACGUGCCGCAGAACGUUCUGAGUUUGAUCUUCAUGUUGCUGAGCGUAUGAGCUUUGUUGAGCAAAUAAAACUGGAUAGAGAAAGGCAGCAAAAGCUGGAAGAAGAAGAGGAAAUAAGAAGACUCCGAAAAGAGCUUGUGCCGAAAGCUCAGCCCAUGCCUUACUUUGAUCGUCCCUUCAUCCCGAGAAAAUCAGCAAAACCCCAGACAGUUCCAAAGGAGCCAAGGUUUCAUAUUCACCACCUGAAGGAACCAUAAGCGUGUGCUGCUUAUUAUGUUCCUCGGAACACAUUUGGUCCAUAAAGAAUGUGUAGCUUCAUUACUUAGUUCUGGUUUUCUUGGACGAUCAGUCGACAUAGUUUGUCAGAAGAUAUACCGACAAAUGCUCUCCACAGAAUAUGGAAAAUCAAGGAGAUGAUAUCCGAUAUUUAGAAUGUGCAGACUACAUGUGAUGUGUGUUGGUGAUUCAUCUGUAUAGGAGGCAACACAAGGCUUGAAUCUGAGAACAACAAAUUGGUGUGGCUUUCCAGUUGCUGUUAGAAGAUUAACAACUGAUACUUGGUGUGGCCUUCCUUGAGGAUUUAUUUGUUUGAUCUGUGCGAUCUAUAGAGGGCAACAUCAUCAUUAUGCCUGUAUGCGGGUACCUUGUGAUUAUCAAUUGUCCAUAUGAGACCUUUUCCCCUAUUUAUUUUUUCUUGUGUUACACCAGGAUUCCAACUCAUGGAAACUGGGCAGAUUAUUCCUCCUUGGACUGGCUAUCCUUCUUAUGUGUAAUUGAAGCUUUAGUGCAAUGAUAAUUAUGUUUAAUUGAUGAGAUACUUGAGGAAGUCUCAUCUGCC